AUGUCCGGAGGCAGCAGCUGCAGCCAGACCCCGAGCCGGGCCAUCCCCACCACUCGGAGGGUGGUCCUCGCCGACGGCGUGCAGCUGCCCCCCGGGGACUACAGCACCACCCCCGGCGGCACGCUUUUCAGCACCACCCCCGGAGGUACCAGGAUCAUCUAUGACCGGAAGUUCCUGAUGGAGUGUCGGAACUCACCUGUGACCAAGACGCCCCCGCGGGACCUGCCCACCAUUCCCGGGGUCACUAGCCCUACAGGCGAUGAGCCCCCCACGGAAGCCAGCCAGAAUCACCUGCGCAGCAGCCCCGAGGACAAACCGGCAGGCGGUGAAGAGUCACAGUUUGAGAUGGACAUUUAA
Molecule: messenger RNA, 357 nt
Organism: Capra hircus (goat)
Lineage: Eukaryota; Metazoa; Chordata; Mammalia; Artiodactyla; Bovidae
Gene: EIF4EBP1
Product: eukaryotic translation initiation factor 4E binding protein 1
Biological process (GO): negative regulation of translational initiation
Cellular component (GO): cytoplasm
Molecular function (GO): eukaryotic initiation factor 4E binding
Source: RefSeq, marked provisional